Messenger RNA from Schistocerca piceifrons (Central American locust), 1928 nucleotides. RefSeq names its product protein tumorous imaginal discs, mitochondrial-like. Bases 192 to 1748 code for a protein of 518 amino acids. NCBI's taxonomy places the organism in Eukaryota, Metazoa, Arthropoda, Insecta, Orthoptera, Acrididae. The record is from RefSeq and is a predicted model, not a curated record. The transcript has 8 exons. Gene Ontology annotation, cellular component: mitochondrion. Gene Ontology annotation, biological process: mitochondrion organization; negative regulation of apoptotic process; response to heat. Gene Ontology annotation, molecular function: ATP binding; heat shock protein binding.
AUUUCAGUUUGGGCUAUGUGGAUUUGCGAAAAUAGAAUACCAGUUGCAACUGUGGCAGUAGUGCUACCGUUGGGAAACAAGCGUAAGGAUUUUUGUCGCCAGUAAUAAGUGCCUCUGAGAACUACAGGAAAGAAACCACAUGUCGUUGAGAGGUUAAAGUGUAUCUUUAUGUCUACAGUGCCCCGAAAAUUAUGGCUGCAGCAAGGGGCUUAAUAAACUUGAUUUGUAUAAGAAGCGCUAAUUUUUCCGGUUUACAAUUGUUACACCCAUUCCAGUGCCGUUUUAUAUUGACUUGUGCAGGAUGUGGACGAAAAUACGGCGAGGGAUUGUUAUCACUCCGCGUCGUACAACAACCAACGAAGUUUGUGCCGGUUCUGCAGCCUGCUGUACCAAGGGAUAUUCAUACGUCUUCGGUGCUCAAACAAAAGAAAGACUAUUAUGAAAUCUUAGGUGUUCCUCGAAAUGCAUCUUCAAGGGAAAUUAAAGCAGCAUAUUACAAAUUAGCGAAACGGUACCAUCCAGAUACGAACAAAACUGAUCCUGAUGCAGGAAAAAAAUUCCAUGAGGUAUCAGAGGCAUAUGAGGUACUCAGUGAUGACACAAAAAGGAAACAAUAUGAUUCAUGGGGUGCAACUUCAGAACAAAUGGGGAUGGGUGGUGCAGGAGCGUCUGGUCGCCAGGGCUUUGAACAGCACUGGAAUUUUCAUUCAACAAUAGACCCAGAGGAACUCUUUCGUAAAAUAUUUGGCCAAGCAGGGUUCAAUACUGGUGCGUUUGGAGGUGAAGAAGAUUUUGCAGAAUCACAGUUUGGAUUUGGUGCUGCCAGGGAGAUAACAUUGGAUCUCACAUUUGCACAAGCAGCUCGUGGUGUUAACAAAGAAGUUGUUUUGAACAUGGUUGAUACAUGUCCUAAGUGUCAUGGCAGCCGAGCAGAACCUGGAACAAAAGCAGCAAAAUGUUCUUACUGUAAUGGCACAGGGAUGGAAACAAUAACAACAGGACCGUUUGUGAUGCGAUCAACUUGUCGGUACUGUCAUGGUACGAGAAUGCAUAUCAAAUUUCCUUGCACAGAGUGUGAAGGGAAGGGAAGUACUGUGCAGAGGAAGAGGAUAACAGUUCCUGUGCCUGCAGGUGUUGAACAUGGACAAACAGUACGAAUGAAUGUAGGUAACAAGGAAUUAUUUAUAACAUUUAGGGUAGAAAAAUCUGAUUAUUUUCGAAGAGAUGGUGCUGAUGUCCAUACAGAUGCUACUAUUUCCUUGGCACAAGCUGUACUUGGUGGUACUGUGCGUGUACAGGGUGUGUAUGAAGAUCACACUAUUCAGAUUCCACCAGGCAGUUCCUCUCACACACGCAUUAGACUUAGUGGGAAAGGCUUGAAGAAAAUGAAUACAUUUGGUGGUUACGGUGAUCAUUAUGUUCACAUUAAAAUAGGAAUUCCGAAAAAGUUAAAUGAUAGACAAAAAGCCCUAUUGCUUGCAUAUGCUGAACUGGAGGAAGAUACACCUGGAACAGUAAGAGGUCUUACUUAUAAAAAUGAUGGGAAAAAAGAAUAUACUCUGGAGCCUCAUCGUAUUUUGCUGCUGAUUCGAAUGGCGUUGGAGGGAAAAAAUCCAGUCAGUCACACUAGUGAAGUGUCAAAGCAGAAUCAGAGGAAGCCUCGCACUGAUGAUGAAGGAAAAGAAUCGUCAGACAGCAAUUCCAGGAGUACAGAGGAACCUAAGAAGAAACUGGGGGCACAGAGAUGAAAUACGUAGUCAAAUUCAGAAGUCUAUUACUGAGUUGGUUAUAGAUGCCACUUGCAUAAUACCUGUGUAUAGCCUCCUUUGUUGCUAUAAAUACAGAAAUUGAUAUUUUUAUUUUACAAGAUUUAUUUGUUUUGUACAUAUAUAUGGCAACAGUGGUGUUAAUAAAUACUUGUUAUGAUA